Molecule: messenger RNA, 1452 nt
Organism: Osmerus eperlanus (European smelt)
Lineage: Eukaryota; Metazoa; Chordata; Actinopteri; Osmeriformes; Osmeridae
Product: putative nuclease HARBI1
Exons: 4
Coding region: 1-1071 (356 amino acids)
Source: RefSeq, a predicted model, not a curated record
AUGAAGGCCCAAAAUUGUGUGUUCCUUUCUGCUCUGACAAUGGCAUGCCCAUUCGUGCGAGAUGUGGUGGAUGAAGAAGCACUUGUGCUGAGGAGAGCCUUCAGGCGAGAAAGGGUCUUCAGGGACCGGUUGGACCCACUGGCCUUCCCUGAUGACCAUCUAUAUGAAAGAUACAGGUUUUCUGCAGAUGGCAUCAGGUAUCUAUGCAGACUACUGGGUCCCAGGAUUAAGCACCGCACUGCACGGAGCCAUGCACUGAGUGUGGAGCAAAUGGUUUGUGUGGCCUUGCGCUUUUUUGCUAGUGGAGCCUUCCUGUACUCAGUGGGGGAUGCAGAACAGCUGAACAAGGCCACAAUUUGCCGCACAAUAAGGAGUGUGUGUCUGGCUAUCAAAGCAUUAGCAGAUGUCUUCAUCUCCUUCCCUGGCCACAGAAGACUCUGUGACAUCAAAGAGGAGUUCUAUAGGAUUGCAGGUUUCCCCAAUGUCAUUGGUGCAGUGGACUGCACACACAUAAGGAUAAAAGCCCCCUCAGGUGCCCAUGAGGCCGAUUUUGUGAAUAGGAAAUCCUUUCACAGCAUUAAUGUUCAGAUGGUCUGCAAUGCUGACUGUGUGAUCAGCAAUGUUGUGGCAAAAUGGCCUGGCUCAGUCCAUGACUCCAGAAUCUUUCGGGCCUCUGAAAUCUAUCAGUGCCUAUCACAAGGUGAAUUCUCUGGUGUGUUGCUGGGAGACAGGGGGUAUGGCUGCCAGCCUUUUCUCCUGACACCUUUCACAGACCCCCAGGAAGCACAGCAGGCCUACAACCAUGCCCAUGCCAGGACCAGGUCCAGAGUUGAAAUGACCUUUGGCCUCCUGAAGGCACGCUUUCACUGCCUUCACAAAUUAAGGGUCAGCCCUGUUAGGGCAUGUGAUAUUACUGUGGCUUGUGCUGUCCUCCACAAUGUGGCCUGCCUGAGGAAGGAGAGGGCCCCCAGAGUGCCACCAGCCAUGGACUGGGACAAUCCGGCAAUCUUCCCUGAUGACGACAGUGGUCGGCUGCUGAGGGACCAAUAUGUGUUGAAUUAUUUUAGUUAGUAUGUGUGCUUUCAAUUUUGGUUAAAUAUGUCCUGCGGUGGCAGAGGAAUUUGGGUUUUUUUGGGUUCGUUUUUUUACGAAUUUGGCCUCUUAUGAUGUUUGUGCGGUAUACUGUGUGUAAUACAAGGCUGCAGGGAGGCUACUGCAUCCAUUCAUUUGUCUGUUCAGUUGAUGUGUAUGGAUUUGUCCUGCAUUUAUUUUAGUGUGCAGACAUGCAGGGUGUGUUAUAUACAGACCUUUGAAUGUGUAUGUAUCAUUUUGUAUAAUAUGCUUGGAUUCUGUGCUUUCCAUCUUGUAGAGUCACUGUGACUUCAGUUUCGAAAGGAGCUGAUGGUUUACCUGCUUUGUUUUGUCCUUAUUCAAUAAAGGAACAUAAUGUUA